Messenger RNA from Caenorhabditis sp. 36 PRJEB53466, 703 nucleotides. NCBI's taxonomy places the organism in Eukaryota, Metazoa, Nematoda, Chromadorea, Rhabditida, Rhabditidae. The record is from the annotation of a GenBank genome assembly.
AUGGGCGAUUUCGAGCGGCGACCCGUCGUCUCGAUGCGGCGGCUCAUCAUCUUCGUCGUUCUCUUGCCGACGGUCGUCGUGUCCGCUGCUCGCAAGCCGGUUAUGUGUCUGCAGUGUGGAGGAGACAAGUACGAAGGGAGUGUCAGGUGAGAAAAGGAAAAGAGAAGACAGAGUCGGAAAACGGAAAUAUUGCAGACUGUCGAGGGAUAUCUGCUGUAAAGCCACUCCGAUUAUGUGUCUGCAGGGACAGGUCUGUCUCCGAGCACUCGUAUACUCUCCGUACGGUAACUUCUUCCUGUCCGGAUGCCAUCCAGAAGAAGACCAUCUGAGCGGAUGCGACUAUCAUUAUCUCCCUCACAACUCGUCCGUUCAUCGGUGUGUCUGCACGGAUGCCGAGUGCCAGAACGACUUUCCCGGAGAUUGUCCGAUCAAAGGAAUAACUGAUGUCACCGUUAGUUUCUUUAUCCAAUGUCCGUAUGAAAGCCUGAAUUUUCCAUUUUUCCAGAAACCCUUCACGACGAGCACAGGAGUUCCCCACUCCUCGACGCCUCCUUCACUCCUCGCUCGCAAUCGGACACGUGGCAACUCGGCUCGCGGACGUCAUCAUCACAACCACAGCAUCACGAGCGGCUCCCUCACGACGUCUUCUCUCUCCGUCCUUCUACUUCUUUCACUCUGGGUUUACAGUGUUACAGUCGCUUGA